AGGCCAAGGAUGGUGAGAACAGUCAAAGUCAACCCACAGACCAGCUCCAAAGACCUCCAACAUGAUCUUGGUGCAGAUGCUGUCACUGUGUAUCCUUCAACUAUUCAGCUGUUCUAAGAGUCAUGGGGAAGAAGCCUUUUCUCCACACAUGCCACAAACGGAGUCGCUUGAGGUAUACUCAAGCACAUUUGGACAAGUCAGCUUCAUUUUGGAAUAAGGUGCUGUGGACUGAUGUCAAAUGGAGUUAUUUGGACAUAAGGGGCGGUAUGCAUGGAAGAUGAUAAACACAGCAUUCCAAGACAAACACUUGCUACCCACAGUAACAUUUGGUGGUGGUUCCAUCAUGCUGGGUGGCUGUGUGGCCAGUGCAUGUACUGGAGAUCUUCUUCAAGUUGAAGGUGGCAUAGAUUCCACUCAGUAUCAGCAGAUUUUCAAGAAUCAGUGACAAAGUUGAAGUUGGCCGGAUACUUCCAACCAGACAAUGACCCUAAACACUGCUCCAAUUCUACUAAGGCAUUCAUGCAGAAGAACAAGUACAACGUUGUGGAAUGGCCAUCUCAGACCCCAGACCUAAAUAUUCUUGAAAAUCUGUGGUGUGAUUUAAAACGGGCUGUCCAUGCUGGGAAACCAUCAAACCUGACUCAACUGGAGAUGUUUUGGAAAUGGGAAUGAUGGAAAAUAUCUUCAACCAGAAUCCAGACCCUAAUUUGAAGCUAUAAGAAGCAUUUAUUUCUGCAAAAGGAGGAUUUACUCAAUACUGAUGUCAUUUUUCCGUUGGGGUGCCCAAAUUUAGGCACCUUCCUACUUUUGUUGCAAUAAUUAUUGCACACUUUGUGUAAAUCCGCUAAACUUCAUUUGACGUGGCAUCUAUCACUGUGAACAAUGUAUAUCCUGCCAGCAGGCUUGAUCUUAACUCGGUGUUCACACACCGAUUGGAGAGCAGCUAAUGGGAUGACAAGUGGCAGUUAAUCCCCGGGCCGAACAGCCCACCCACACGCACGAUUCAUGAGCACUGUAUCAACGCCACACUUUGUCAUGUUGUUUACACGGACAAACACUCGCUGGAGAGGAGACGUUUUCUCCGUCCGGAAGGAAUGUGAGGCGGAAGACGCCAUUUAGGAGCCAGGAGGAAUCUUAACAAAGGGUUUAACUUCAAGGUUGUUGCCAUGGCAACGAGGCCUGUGAGACCCGCCUCUGAGAUCUACCAAUCCGUGUGCUGUCCAGUCAGCCCGUCCGUGUCCUACUCCAGCUUGUCCGACCAGACGCCCAUCUUCUCCAUCUCCAAAAGCUCCAUGGAUGUUGUCAUGGCGACGGGCCCACAACACAAGCGCGACCCGACCUGGACCGGCAUGGCCUUGCGGCGCAGCUCGAGCGCCAGCGUACCCGCCGAGCAGAACUCCCUGCCACUCAUGUGGCAGCAUGACAACCCGCCUGCCCUCAGCGAUCGCUGGAUGGCCAACAUGCGGCGCUGGAGCCGGUGCAGUGGCGGCACACAGAGCGGCGGCAGCACUCCUGACACGGUGGUGUGGGGUGGUGUUGAGACAUCGCGCCCAUGCAGCCUCACGCAAGACAUGGCGUGCUGUGCGGUGCCGCACUCGCCGAUGUCCAAAGCGGUCUCUCCUACCACCAUCACCUCCUCACCUUUCAUCUCCCCACUGAUAACGCCCACACUACCAUCUGUGGAUCUUUGCUCUUCAUCAACGCCACUCGGCGCACCCCUACAAGACGACUACCCAGCUUGUCCUGUGGCGUCACCCAGACUCGUUGACACCACUCCGUCAACCGACAUUCCAUCAGACCCUUUUUUCCAAAUAACAAGCACAGAAGACGACACCUUCCAGGACACCCACAUGCUUUAUUUCCAGUAUCCCUCUCCGAUAGCAACAUCUGUGGGCUCAGAAGAAGGUGCAUCAUCAACCCCGGCAUCCAUCUAUGAGACGUCCCAACCCCAAUUAGAGACGGCGUGGCUGAGUUCAGCAGCAGAAGAUCCAGGUGUAGGAAAGUCUGUCCUCCAGUUACCAUGGCAACAAGAGCAAAGGGCAGGGCGAGAUUUGAGGUCAGUGAUGGUCUCCUCCAUGAGUGACUCAAUGCUUCGUGAAGGUUGUAGGUGCUGCAGAGGUGGUAUCAAAAAGGAGCAGGGAACCAUGACUUCUGGGAUGGAGGUGGUGGACAUGGCCGUGCAAACCCUCUCCCCUGCAGGCUCCUGGUGGGACCUCUGCAGAAACACCUCCCACACGGGUUCCCACUCCCUCCUGGGCUCACCACCUGGAUCCAGACUGAACCUGAAAGCCUCGGAGGGCUCCAACUCCAACUUGGUGUCACCUUCUUCCAGCAUGUUCCCCUCCAGCAACAGUGAUGAGGAGGCAGGGAGGAAGGAAGGAGACAAAACCAGGUGGGAGGUCACCUCUGCUUCCUCUCAUGAUCUGGAGCGCAGGAGGUCCUGUCUGAAGGUCCAGGCCGAGGACGAGCUUGGCGGGAGGAGGAGCAGCAUGAAACAAGUGCAGUGGGACGAGGAUGGAAUGACGUGGGACGUCCACGGAGCAUCUGUGGACCCGGAUGUGUUGAGCGCAGCCAUACGGAAACAUCUAGAGGUUCACGACAGCCCCCAUCCUGCCAAAUCCCCUUCAACAAAGAAGAAAGCGCCGAAUCCUCCUCUUCUUCCCACUGAGGCAACUCCACCGGACAGAGAGGAAGUGAAGGAGGACGGAGGAAGGCAGGAGGAGGCGGGCAAAACAGAGGGACAAGAUGAGAGCAUCCCAAUUUCCCCCCCACGUGGGAGCGGACUCAUCCGGAAGAGAAGUGUGAUGAAGUCGCUGAGACCAGGAUGGUGUGGGGGGUCCAGAAAGGAGGACUAAACCAAAACUUCUCCCUUGACGUGGAGCUAAUCACUCAAAAUAAAAAUGGUCAAAUAAUAAUAAUCCAAUAAAAAGUAACUGGGUACUUUGUGCAAAGUAGAAUUAGAAGCUGUAGACUGGGUGAG
Messenger RNA from Doryrhamphus excisus (bluestripe pipefish), 2980 nucleotides. RefSeq lists its product as uncharacterized. Lineage: Eukaryota; Metazoa; Chordata; Actinopteri; Syngnathiformes; Syngnathidae. The record is from RefSeq and is a predicted model, not a curated record.